Molecule: messenger RNA, 408 nt
Organism: Hibiscus syriacus
Lineage: Eukaryota; Viridiplantae; Streptophyta; Magnoliopsida; Malvales; Malvaceae
Product: lactoylglutathione lyase-like
Exons: 7
Coding region: 29-337 (102 amino acids)
Molecular function (GO): lactoylglutathione lyase activity; metal ion binding
Source: RefSeq, a predicted model, not a curated record
AUUGCUCAAGAGAAUUGAUGUUGCAGAAAUGAAGUUCACCUUGUACUUCAUGGGCUAUGAGGAUGUUUCAAAAGCUUUAAGUGACCCAAUUGAUAGAACAGUUUGGACAUUUUCAAAACCAGCCACUAUAGAACUAACACAUAAUUGGGGUACCGAAAGCGACCCUGAGUUCAAAGGAUACCACCCUGGGAAUUCAGAACCUUUAGGCUUCGGGCAUAUUGGCAUCACCGUGGAUGAUACAUUCAAGGCAUAUGAGAGAUUUGCAAGCCUUGGAGUAGAGUUCGCCAAAACACCAGAGGAUGGGUUUGCAUUCAUCAAGGAUCCUGAUGGUUACUAGAUCGAAAUCUUCGAUUUGGUUAGAAUCAGAGACGUAGUUAAGGACGUUGCCUGACCGGAGGAACCAAGGAA